AUGAACUCUCAACAUUGCACAGUGUGCAGUGCCCCCAGAAGCCGCCCCUGCAAGCAGUGCGGAAGUGCUGGGUACUGCUCCCAAAAAUGUCAAGAAGCAGAUCUACCAACCCAUCAGCUUCCUUGCGAAUCCUUCUCCCAAUUCGAUCUAUUCAGUAGACCGAGCGAUAAACACUUUCUGGCCAUCCACUUCCCAGUCGAUGAGGAAAAGCCUAAGUUCUUCUGGCUUCAAUGUGCCUGGGACGACAGAGAUCAUAAUGAAUCCAACCAGUAUCCCGAUGACCGUUCAAUUCCUAGACUCGACUCUGCUAUCGAGCAGGAGAUCCUUCGUCGUAGUUACACGUGCGAAAAGCCCUUGUCAGACACGCUGUUCGUUGCCUACCGCGAACAAUUCAAAACAGAUGGAUCGAAACUCAACACCAGCAUCACGGCCAUCACAUAUAAACAACCCAUGAAACCCUACGAGUGGAAAGGUCCGGUGGUGGCCUAUGCCAAGAAGGGACAAGGACUCGAGCACCGCUCUUGCAAAGAUAUCGAGAUGAGUGACUUCAAAGAUAUCGCCGAUUACUUCAAAAUCUACAGAGCAGGCGACGAUGACUUCAGAAUGUUGAGAGUUUUCGAUGGUCUCCAAAUCCAGCAGCCAGCUCAAAAGCCAAACCAAAAACCGACUGAGCAACCAGCCCAACAGCAGCCCAACAGUCCAGUAACAGCCGUCGAAGGAGUCCGAAUAAACUGUUUUGGCGACCAAAAGAUCUUGAACAGACCAGCCUUUGAAUCCGUCGUCCUAUCAUCCAACGACCCUAUCUUCUCCGGACACUUCACCUCUGACAUCGCCGCAAGCAUCGGUAUCCCAAUCUUCACUCGCCACCUUCCGCACGAUCCAAAAUGGGCCAAAGACCCCCGACCAGCAGCCCACGACGGACGCAGUCCUUUCGUGAACCAAUAUGCCACAUUCCUCCAUCUCUCGCUCAACCCCUCCAAAGACACCUGGCCCUUGGCUGCGGACGAUUGGCGGAGCAGGGGAGGCAGCGCCAUCAUCGUUCGGCAGGACAAGAAACCGCUAUUACCGAUCGAUGCAGAGGCGUUGUGCAGAUACUGUCAGUUUGAGGUUCUUCCGCUUCUCAGUCACUCUUUGGGGGAGUACGAUUGUGAGCGGCCGAUGGAGAAGAGUCUUGUUUUGAGCAUGAUAUGUCGUCCUGUGUUUGAAAUAUACUGGCACAAGUUGGCUGAUGAACGGAAGGUAUCCACGGUCCGUGGUGCUCCUUAUUAUAAUGACUGA
Glarea lozoyensis ATCC 20868 is the source of this 1278-nucleotide messenger RNA. Its product is annotated as HIT/MYND zinc finger-like protein. The record is from RefSeq and is a predicted model, not a curated record. Lineage: Eukaryota; Fungi; Ascomycota; Leotiomycetes; Helotiales; Helotiaceae. Bases 1 to 1278 code for a protein of 425 amino acids. The transcript has a single exon.